Anopheles coluzzii is the source of this 1866-nucleotide messenger RNA. RefSeq lists its product as uncharacterized. The coding region runs from base 86 to 1603 and encodes 505 amino acids. Lineage: Eukaryota; Metazoa; Arthropoda; Insecta; Diptera; Culicidae. The record is from RefSeq and is a predicted model, not a curated record. Gene Ontology annotation, biological process: proteolysis. Gene Ontology annotation, molecular function: metalloaminopeptidase activity. The transcript has 2 exons.
GUGUGACAGCCCUUUCUUGCAAAACAAGAAAAUCUCCAGAAGGAAGAACAAACCGUGCACAGAACGAUAGAAAAACCCGCGUGGAAUGGCGUCCGUCGAAACAAAACCGAAAAAGGCUGACCAGGCGGAGGAAAAUGUAGACGACAAGGAAGACGUCGACGAGGAGGUGGUGGACGAAAAUGUGCCCGCCGGCAAGAAGAAGAAAAAGCGAUCCAGGAAACCGAAGAAGCCUGCUGCGGAUGAAGAUUCCGACGAUGAAGCACUGAGGGAAGCGUUGGCGGAACGGCAAGCCGAGGACAAGAAGAAGGUGGCAGCGGCCGAGAAGGCCGCCAAGGAGCAGGCGAAAAAGAAUCAAAAGGCAGCACAGGCCGCCACAGCCACCGCUCCUUCCGCUACGGCCGACGCGGAAGAGGAAGAGGAGGGCGAUGAGGAGGGCGACGACGCGACCGGUGCAGAUGGCAAGAAGAAGCGAAAGAAGCGCAACAAGAAGAAGGGCGCCGCCGCCAACACUCUGGUCGCACCGUCCGUACCGAUCGCGGAGCAGUUCUCCGACGGUAAGUUCCCAGAGGGACAGAUUAUGCAGUACCCGGAUUCCACCACGGCGAAGGACCGGUUUACGAGCGAGGAGAAGCGUGCGCUCGACCGGAUGCAUCAGGACAUCUACAGUGAGCUGCGCCAAGCGGCCGAAGCCCACCGACAGACGCGCCAGUAUAUGCAGAAGUGGAUCAAGCCGGGCAUGACGAUGAUCGAGAUCUGCGAGGAGCUGGAAAACACGGCCCGCCGCUUGAUCGGGGAGAAUGGGCUGGAGGCGGGACUGGCCUUCCCGACCGGCUGCUCGCGCAAUCACUGCGCCGCGCACUACACGCCGAACGCGGGCGACCCGACCGUGCUGCUGUACGACGACGUCACGAAGAUCGACUUCGGCACGCACAUCAAGGGCCGCAUCAUCGACUGUGCGUUCACGCUGUCCUUCAACCCGAAGUACGACAAGCUGCUCGAGGCGGUGAAGGAAGCGACGGAGACGGGCAUCCGGGAGGCGGGCAUCGACGUGAGGCUGUGCGACAUCGGGGCCGCCAUCCAGGAGGUGAUGGAGUCGUACGAGGUCGAGCUGGACGGCAAGACGUACCAGGUGAAGGCGAUCCGCAACCUGAACGGCCACUCGAUCAGCCCGUACCGGAUCCACGCCGGCAAGACGGUGCCGAUCGUGAAGGGCGGCGAGACGACGCGCAUGGAGGAGAACGAAUUCUACGCGAUCGAAACGUUCGGCUCGACCGGGCGCGGCCUGGUGCACGACGAUAUGGACUGCUCGCACUACAUGAAGGAUUUCGACGCGCCCAAGGUGCCGCUGCGGCUGCAGUCGUCCAAGAGUCUGCUCGGGCUGAUCAAUCGCAACUUUGGCACGCUGGCGUUCUGCAAGCGCUGGCUGGACCGGGCCGGCGCCACCAAGUACCAGAUGGCGCUGAAGGACCUGUGCGACAAGGGCAUCGUGGAGGCGUACCCGCCGCUGUGCGACGUGAAGGGAAGCUACACGGCCCAGUACGAGCACACGAUUAUGCUGCGGCCCACCUGCAAGGAGGUCGUGUCCCGCGGCGACGAUUACUGAGAGAGCAGCGCGCGGGCGCGGCGCAAUGGUUUACAGUGGUGCGCAUCUCCCCCAAGGGGGGAAGCUUUGCUCUGUGGUGGAUUGUGUAUGUUUCUGGUAAAACGCGAUGGGGUUGCUUGUUUUUUUGGUAAAAUUUUGUAAGAUCAUCUAAGAACCGAGUGGCAACCGCGCUCGUCACGUCUCGAUGGCUGACAGCCAGUGUGUUAGAUGGCGCGAUUGUGUUGUAAUAAAAGCAAAAUCAAUAUGCUACGAACAAAAACGGA